Molecule: messenger RNA, 1668 nt
Organism: Aspergillus thermomutatus
Lineage: Eukaryota; Fungi; Ascomycota; Eurotiomycetes; Eurotiales; Aspergillaceae
Exons: 3
Coding region: 1-1668 (555 amino acids)
Biological process (GO): DNA replication, removal of RNA primer
Molecular function (GO): RNA-DNA hybrid ribonuclease activity; nucleic acid binding
Source: RefSeq, a predicted model, not a curated record
AUGCCUCGAAGUAUAAUCCAACGCGGAGGGGGCAUUCUCCGAUAUCUUCAUCGCAGCGAUGCCCUGGUUCGUCCCUCUCGCGUGGCCGUCGCCAAUGGCCUUGUCCGACGCAUUUCCCUCUCUACGAAUCAUCGUCUGAUGAACCCGACUGCGAAAACAAUCCGUCCUUCAGUCAUUCUAUCGCGCCCUUUAAUCAACUUCUUUGCGACUACAAGUACUCCCGAUGAGGAGACCAAGACGGCAAAGUCGAAAGGAUCCAAAACUGGCAAGAAGACCACGAAGAAGCGUAGCUCGACAGCUAGAGCUAAGGCUAAGCCGAAGCCCCGCAAGAAGUUGACAGAGAAGCAGAAAGAAGCCAAGAAAGUCGAGAAGACGAAGGAACUAGUCAAGCAACUCCAGAAGACAGCGCUGGAACCUCCCAAGAAACUUAUAGAUAACCCUUGGAAUCUCACCAUCGCAACGGUGGCCAAAGAGAUACAGGCUCGCGGCGUCAAAGGAACAGACUUCGUCACGCAAUGUUCCCAUCUUGCACAGUCGAUCAGCGCGGAAGAGCGUGAGCGUAUUGCUGUCGAGGCAGAAGCCAACAAAGCUGCCAAUGCGGCUGCUUAUAACGAAUGGAUCAAACAGCAUACUCCUCUUCAGAUCAGAGACGCCAAUGCAGCACGCCGCAGACUCAGCAAGAUUAAGAACAAAUCUCUUCCUCUUCUCCGUGACGAUCGGCAGGUCAAGCGGCCUCGUACGGCAUACCUGCUUUACAUGCUGGACCGGACUGCCGAGGGCGACUUCAAAUAUAUGAAGGCCAAGGAUAUCGCAGUGCGCGUAACAGAGGAAUGGAAGGGCCUGACAACCACGGAGAAGGAGGCCGAGCAGGACUCUGAUACUGAGGACACACACAGUGUGCACUCUUCUCUCAGUCAUUGCCCUAGUCUGUUCAGUCACGAUGACCGUUCCUCCGUUUCUUCGGGACCAGUAUCGGUGUCAUCAGUGAACUUCCCACCUGACCGAGCUGCCAGCCUCCGUUUUAGACCUGAAAACAUCUACCCAGACCAUUUCACACUGGCGGACAUCGAGGUGCCCCGAGGCCGGUGGGUUUACCUUGCAUGCCCAGGAUCCAAGCGCAAGUGUCCACAUUGCAAAGUUCAUGUGAGUCACAGCGACUGCAUCGUUGUAGCAAUUGACGGAGCAUGCUCGAACAACGGCAAAAAUGGAGCUCGCUCAUCGUAUGGGGUGUGCUGGGGCUAUGACAACGUGCUGAACACCGCUACGGCUAUUGAGGGAGACCACCACACGAACCAGGUAGCCGAGUUACGAGCUUGCCUGAGAGCAUUGCAUGACGUACUUGUCGUCAAAUCUCUCAGGGAGGACAACGAAGGCGGUGUUCUUAACACGGUUGUCAUCAAGUCCGACUCGGAGUAUCUGGUCCGCGGCGUCACCGAAUGGCUCCCCAAAUGGAAGGAAAAUGGCUGGAAGAACAGCAGGGGACUGGAUGUGGUGAAUCGGGAACAAUUCAGGGCAAUUGAGCUUUUCACCGAGUUUUUGGAGGAACGACAAAUCAUCGUCAAGUUCUGGCAUGUACCUCGGGAGAAUAAUCGCGAGGCAGAUGCUUUGGCGAAAGGCGUCUUGAAGGGCGUCUCGAACCAGGGAUUGGGUUUGUUACCUCCAUUCUAG